Messenger RNA from Sorghum bicolor (sorghum), 1475 nucleotides. RefSeq lists its product as uncharacterized. The transcript has 2 exons. NCBI's taxonomy places the organism in Eukaryota, Viridiplantae, Streptophyta, Magnoliopsida, Poales, Poaceae. Bases 223 to 1341 code for a protein of 372 amino acids. The record is from RefSeq and is a predicted model, not a curated record.
UGAAUCUUGCAGUGGUGAGAGGUAACGCCUCAGUGGCAGAACUGUUAAUUGCGCCCAAAUCGAGGUGCAGCCCCGGAGGUCGCCUUCCACUCCAUUUAAGCACCGCGCCCUCCUCACUCCACCUCUCAGGCCACAUUGAUCGAUCAAUCAGAAGUUCAGAGCAACACGAUUCGAAGUGCAGAGUCUGUUGAUCUCUUUAGAUCGAGAGCAAAUUGGAGCUAGAUGGGAAGAUUAUCCAUGGCCGUGCCAGUGAUGCUUCUGCUGCUGUGCGCAACGUGCAGACUGGCGCUUGGAAUUACUGACGGUCUGCUCCCGAACGGCAACUUCGAGCGGGGCCCGGCGCCGUCGCAGCUGCGCGGGACGCGGGUGAUGGGCUCGUCGGCGAUCCCGGCGUGGCAGACGUCGGGGUUCGUGGAGUACAUCCCGUCGGGGCGGAAGCAGGGGGACAUGGUGCUGGUGGUGCCCGAGGGCGCCUACGCCGUGCGGCUCGGGAACGAGGCCUCCAUCCGGCAGCGGCUCCACGGCGCCGCCCGCGGCGCGCGCUACUCGCUCACGUUCAGCGCGGCGCGGACGUGCGCGCAGGCGGAGCAGCUCAACGUGUCGGCGUCGGGGCAGUCGGGCCUGCUGGCGAUGCAGACCAUGUACAGCAGCAACGGCUGGGACUCGUACGCCUGGGCCUGGGUGGCCGACGCCGACGAGGUCGACGUCGUCAUCCACAACCCCGGCGUCACCGAGGACCCCGCCUGCGGCCCGCUCAUCGACUCCGUCGCGAUCAAGACGCUCAACCCGCCUCGCCGGACCAACAAGAACCUGGUGAAGAACGGCGACUUCGAGGAGGGCCCGUACAUCAUCCCGGGGACGAAAUGGGGCGUGCUGAUCCCGUCGAGGGUGGUGGACGACCACUCGCCGCUGCCCGGGUGGAUGGUGGAGUCGCUCAAGGCCAUCAAGUACAUCGACAGCGACAGCUUCGCGGUGCCGCGGGGCCGGCGCGCCGUGGAGCUGCUGGCCGGGAGGGAGAGCGCCAUCGCGCAGGUGAUCCGCACCGUGCCGGGGCGGCAGUACGCGCUGUCCUUCACCGUCGGCGACGCCAGCAACGCCUGCCGUGGGUCGCUCAUGGUGGAGGCAUACGCCGGCCGGGAGUCCACCAAGGUGGCGUACGAGUCGGCGGGGAAGGGCGGCGUCAAGCGCGCCGUGCUGCCGUUCCGCGCCGCGUCCGCGCGCACCAGGCUCGUCUUCUUCAGCUCCUUCUACAGCACCAGGAGCGACGACCUCAGCUCGCUCUGCGGGCCAGUGCUCGACGACGUCGCCGUCGUCAGCGUGCGCACUACCAAGCGCGGCUAGAGAGCAAAAGUCCGGUGGUCGGUGGAGCUCGGCCGGGCGUGCGAGAGGGAGACGGAGUAACUAUUUUCUUGAUGUUGUUACCGCACGGUUGCUUUGCCGUGAUUGUAUGUAGCUGCUCGUUGUCGUUGGGGGCA